AUGGCCAAAUCACCCAGUACACCUCUAUCAGACAGGCCGGAACACCAGAGACAUUAUCUCGUCGCUGACGGAUUCAGACGUCUCCAGGAUAAAUAUUGCCCCAAGACGGCUGAGGGAUGCUUCGCGAAUCAGCUGCCGUCCAUCGUUCUGCCUUUCCUGCAAGGCCUCCUUGCCUCUCUCUUGCAAGCACUAGACCUCCCCGGCUUGCUCGAGGACCCAGAGCCAAAGCUGCGGACUGUCUUGCAGAUCCAAGCGGGCCUCGAACACUGUCUGGAUCAAACCAUCCGGCAAGUUUCGUGCAUAUGUCCGGAAUCGGCAUACCUCCUGCUUCGGGCCGAUGACCAUGAUCUCAAAGGGCUUAAGUCGUUCAGACUCCAGCGGUUGAAGAUCUACUUCCCCAGACAGCUGUCCCUGCGCUUCUGUCACAUCUUCGAGACGGCCCAGGAGCUCGUCCAGCAGAUGGAGCUCCCGUCGGCGCCGCCUAACCUCGGCUGGCCGAUCGGCUAUCUGCGCGAAUGUCUGGACUUCUUCGUCGGCCAAGCCUCGGAAACGGUCCAGGGGAUGGCCGACUGCUUGCAGGCCUCCGAGCUCGCCAUCGUCCAAGAUGUGUGGGCCGCUUGGAGACCGGACAUCGAGCGCUCCCUGCAGGCGGUCGCCGAGAAGCUCAGGCCGUCCGCCACCACAUCCGCGCGCACCGGCCCGCCGCGGCUUCCCGACCGCUUCUGUACUUUAUUCCAUUGA
Messenger RNA from Puccinia triticina, 741 nucleotides. RefSeq lists its product as uncharacterized. The transcript is spliced from 3 exons. NCBI's taxonomy places the organism in Eukaryota, Fungi, Basidiomycota, Pucciniomycetes, Pucciniales, Pucciniaceae. The record is from RefSeq and is a predicted model, not a curated record. The coding region runs from base 1 to 741 and encodes 246 amino acids.